GUUCUCUGGACUUUGAACACUUUAUUUGAAACUAUACUAUGAUAAAGCUCAAGUAAUACGUGGUUAAGAAUUCUGAACAUGUUUGGAGACCUUAAACAGGCCCACGGUGUCUUCACGCUGAGAAAAUGAUACGAAAGCAUAGGUUCACCGGUGGAAGAGGAGAGUUUGAAGUUAACCCAGCUGAAGAGAAAAUAAGCCUUGCAUCAAGUGCACUGCUGGCAGAUGGUGGUCCUCGGAAUUUGUUUCUCGAAUUGCCUAAAAAUGCAAAGUUAAACGAUGCGUGGAGUGAUGCUUUAAACGCCCAAAUGGAUUACCCAUCAUGUCUUGGUGAAAAUGAAGGAUACGCCAUUACAGCAUAUACAUCCGAUGAAUGUUUUGAGGAGUUCAACGCCGACACUCGAUCGCACGUUACUAACCUAAUGACGGGUGGUGCCAUGGAAUUCCACGCUAUGGCCUAUAGGUGGAAAGGUCUGUACCAUCUUCUUAGAAAUGGUUUAAAAAAUCUUAACUCAUCCACGCCAAUUGACGCUUAUAGGGGGAUGGACUUUAAUCCAGCCGAAAAAUUAAAAAAGAAAGACGCAUUGUAUUUUAAACAAUUUACGUCAACAACCACCAACAAAUCAACAGCAGCAAAAUUUGGAAAAAUCCUGUUUGCCAUCAAAACCUAUCGAAGUGCGCCCAUUGAUUCAUUAUCCUUUUUUUCGGGUGAAGACGAAGUUCUGAUUCCCCCAAAUGAAAUAUUCGUUAUAACCGAUAUUUCUGAAACUCCUCGUCUCACAUACACUCUUAUAUCGGUAGAUGAUCCGAUGGUCCCCAAUUUGUAUCAGAAAGUGGCGGACGAACAUCUUUAAAACCACCACACCUCUUGCUGCCAGAGGCUGUCAAAAAACCAAGAAUUUCGACCAGAACAACUACUAGAACGGCAUUUCCCGAUGACCUUUGCAUGAAAAUAAAUUGUAUUGUGUGAAUUUUGUAUUAAUAUGCAGUUUUAAAAGGAACUUAGCAACAAUCAUUCAUUGAUUGGACAUGUUAACACAAUGAGUACAAGAAAGGAUUUAAGAUCUACGUAUAUAAACCCAUCCUUGGUUCAAGGGUAUUUCACUUCUUUCCAAAUUCUGAAUUUAAGCAUAAAUAUGAGGUCCUUUGAAGAAGGAUGAUAUAAACCUAGAAGUUGAUAACACAAGAAAAUAAAAAUUCAAAGAUCACAAGAUCAAAAUCCAAAAAUUGGCGGCAAGGGGAAAGAAGCUGAUGAUAUUUCAAACCUUAAAAGAAGUAUUCUCAGAGAAUAUAAAUUCAACAAAUAACUGGGUUCCACACGCAGUCCAAAUAUGUGGACGGGGUAGGGUAGUCAACUUUUCGAAGGGAAGUGUUUUUCUGGCGUCCAUUUUCGUCAUGAUAGACGAGAUGGUAAUAGCAAAUAUAUGUAUUGAUUUCACCUA
This is a messenger RNA of Owenia fusiformis, 1439 nucleotides long. Lineage: Eukaryota; Metazoa; Annelida; Polychaeta; Sabellida; Oweniidae. The record is from the annotation of a GenBank genome assembly.